Bipolaris victoriae FI3 is the source of this 2223-nucleotide messenger RNA. RefSeq lists its product as hypothetical. Lineage: Eukaryota; Fungi; Ascomycota; Dothideomycetes; Pleosporales; Pleosporaceae. The coding region runs from base 1 to 2223 and encodes 740 amino acids. The transcript has 2 exons. The record is from RefSeq and is a predicted model, not a curated record.
AUGAGCAAUAUCUGGCACCUUGCACGCAUCGAGGAGCAAAGGUUCGCGGCCACAGCAGCACUGUUUGCUAUGUACACAAAACAGCAAUCUAUUUGCCAGCCUACCCCUGUGCUUCCUGGAGACGACGAUGAUAGUUCAAGUGAAGAGGAUAUCGACGAUGACUGGCAAACGACGGUGGCUUGCGAAAAGCUUCACCGAGCCACUGGGAAUGCUCUCAAAGACAAAUUCCUCGAUCGACUGUCAGAAGUGCUUGCGCGCGAAAAGACCUCCAACUUACACCCUAAACAAUCCACUGUAAAGCACGUAGCUGCUGCAGCUUGGAUCAAUCCCAGCUGUGACUAUCCAACAACGAUUCUUGUGGCUAAGAACGAUGGCCUUGAUGAGCGCGAUCGCAAACUGUUAGGGCAAUUACAGACUUGGCUUCGCGUGAUAUCGAUGACGGGUAGAACUCCUUCAAAAGAGAAAGACUUUCUUUGGGAUAGUCGAGCAGACAAAGAAGGACUUAUCGGGUACGCCCGUUUCAGGCUGGAGCUCUAUGUUUCUCAAAUCAGUCAAUGCAAAGUCGAUGUCUCGGGACUAGAUAUUGACGACCCAUCGACUGGGCAGAUUCAACGCCUCUUCCAGCUCUGUGGAACAUAUAGCAACAGUCCAAGCAUCCUUUCCCUUAGGGAAGCAGUGGACUUGGCCUAUGGGCUGCGGUGCGCUGACUCACAUCAACUCAAGGAACCGUCCUUCGCCAAAAUCUCCAAGGCGGUCUUAAUGCUCAGCCGGCUCCGUGUUGCGUAUGAGUGCUUCAAGACGACUGCGCUCAGUUUUUCCGAGUUUAGAUCUCUUGAGUGGAAGUCGGUGGAGUCUCCCCACAAAGUCGGCAUUGAAGCAAGCAGGUUCUGCAAGCAGGUGCGAAGCUUAGCCAAGAAAGUUCACCGUAAGCAGCUCGCGAAAGGUAGCCAUGCUCAACGCUACUAUAAUGCAUCGUGGUUGCAUGUUCAUGCGGAGAUGCAAAUCCUUGUAGAUCUGGAAUCUGAGUUAAAGUGGCAACAAAGAGUCCAUGGUUACAUCGGAACCAGCAAGAAACCAUGCUUCUUAUGUAAUGAACUUCUUAGAAAUUACGUCAGACUUUCCGUGGACGGCAUACGUACCCCAGCUUUUCGUGCUCGGACGUCUCACGGAAAGGUGUACCCGCUGUGGACACUACCAUCUAUCCCGGCUUCUGCACCACCAGGCAUCGGUAUAUCUAUAGCUGCAGCACUAAUACAAACCCACAGCUACAUCCUUCAAGUUCUCUCUGCUGGUUCAGUAGUAAUCCAACCAGCUAUAGCAGAGUCUUCUGUUGGUAUGUCUGAGGGAGGCGCAUUACCUGGUGCAAUUCCAUCCAAGCUGAAGCUUGAGUAUCUCGCCCAUGAACGAAACAAGACCGCAUGCACGCCAGCAGAAGAACUAGAUGAAGAUGGCGACACCUUUGGUCCGAAACUGAAGACGGUUCAGGUACUUCGGAUACCGGCUGACGGAAGCGAGCCCAGACUGGUACCUAUUGCCUAUCAUGCCCAGCCCCCAGAGUCCAAACGCUGGAUUCCAGAGCUCGGCCUCCACAUUGUGCCUGACUUUCGUGAGUACUGGGCGGCCUACCACGUUGACCGUAAACUCAGAUGCUUCAAUGUUCACAAUCAACCCACCAAAAUGAUCGAAGGGCACUAUUGGAUUUAUCGGAACGAGAACAUUGAUCUUCCAGAGAAUUAUUACAUCAAGCGAAUGCUUGGCCUUGAUCGCAUUGACUUUUCAAGACGCUUUUACUACGGCGACGUUUUCAUUGUGAAAUACACUGAGCAUCCAAUAACCCUCGCAUGUGAAGUUAACAACAUACCAAAAGCAUUGCUCCCGCAGUUAAUCGCGCUGCUGAAGACUGUGUUCCAGAGCGAAUGGGAGAAGGCAUAUCUCGAAUCACAGCUCCGAAGCGAUCAGUACAUGCAAGCAGAGAUGCUCAAGGUGAAGACGGAUAAGGAGAUUCUCUACCAAAGGAUGACUCCAGUUGAGCGUGAAGUACUAGAUCGUAUGCCACCAAUUACCUUGGAGAUACUAGCGAUUCAGUUGUGCGAUGAUGAUGGGUUGAUUCAUUCAAGUGUAAGUCCUUCUGACGACCCGGAUAUCAUGGCAAUCAGGGAGGUGAGAAGGCCGAGGGCAUUAGACUUGAUGGGCUGGAAUGGGUUCCAGAGUUCACAGCUGUAA